UUUCUCCUCUCCUUUCCUCUUCCUUGUUCUCACUUCUUUCAUGCACUAUCCCUUCUCCGUCGUCGUUUUACUGAAAUGUUUUCUCUCUUUGCUAAUUCUUUCUCUUCCUCCUUUUUGGCGCGGCAAGCAAAGGGAGGGAGGAUUUGUAUCAUUGGUACUAGUUAGGGUUUUGAAAUUUUAUGUUAUUAUUUCAUUUUUUAUUGUUCGAUACGGUUUUUAGGGUUAAAAAAAAAAGGAUAUUUGGAUUAUUAGAAUUCGACAGUGAUGGAUUUUGGGCAAUGUUAUCCCUGUUUGGGAGAUAAUUUUUGGUGAUUGAUUGCUUUGUGAAAGAAGUUUUGGGUGAUUAGUAGAGAUGCGUAGAGAAAGUAAAGUUUGGAUUUUGUCCAAGUGACUGUUUCUUAUUGGAAUUCUGUUUUAAUCUGCAAUCUGCGAAUGGAUGCCAAUCCUGGACCAAUUGAUGGCUCUAUUCUGUAUGAUCAAGACAAGCAUGUCUCUGCUGCUGUUUGGGAUGGCCAGGAACGUGGUGCACUUAGAUGCCAUGAGCAUACCUCCAAGCUAGGUGAAUGGAAGCUAACUCCAAAGCAGAUAGAGUUGGUGGAGAAAGCUGGGUUUGGUUACUUGAGAAAGAUUCCUGCUAUUAGUCUAGAUAAUCCUCUUAUCUCAGCACUGGUUGAGAGGUGGAGAAGAGAAACAAACACGUUUCACUUUACUGUUGGUGAAAUGACAGUAACUCUUCAAGAUGUUGCAUUAUUGCUUGGAUUGGCUAUUGAUGGGAAACCUGUGAUUGGAAUAACAUAUACAACUUGUAGCUCUGUUUGUGAAAGGCUUCUAGGGAAAGCCCCGGAUUCAAACUAUGCAAGUGGUGGAAUGGUGAAGCUAAGUUGGCUAAAGGAAUUCUUUUCUCAAUGUCCUGAGGAUGCUCCUAGUGAAGAGGUUGAGCGCUGCACACGUGCUUAUCUUCUGUACAUUGUGGGAAGUACAAUUUUCUCCACAACCACUGGGAAUAAAGUUCCUGUCAUGUAUCUUCCAUUGUUUGAAAGUUUUGAAGAAGCUGGAAACUAUGCCUGGGGCGCAGCAGCAUUAGCCUUCUUGUACAGAGCACUUGGCAAUGCAUGUGUUAAAUCUCAAAGCACCAUCUGUGGCUGUUUAACCUUGCUACAGUGUUGGAGUUACUUUCAUCUGAAUAUUGGUCGACCAAAGCUCAAUCGGGAUCCUAUCCAUGAUCACUUUCCAUUUGUGCUUAGGUGGAAGGGAAAACAAAGUGGGCCAACAACGAACCGUGAUGUGGUAUUUUACCGGAAGGCAUUGGAUUUGUUGAAACCAAGUGAUGUUGAGUGGCUUCCAUACAAAUAUAUGGACAGUACAGUGAUACCAGAAGACAUAAGAGAUACUUUGAUUUUGGGAAGAUCAAAGACAAUGCUUAUAUGCUUUGACAAGGCAGAGAGACACCUCCCUGACCGCUGUCUAAGGCAAUACGGCAUGCUUCAAUCAAUCCCUGAAGAUGUGGUGCGUUGGGUCAGAAAGAGUAGAGGAGUUGAUGGUGGGGUAGACUUGUCUGGGAAAAUGGAGUCAGAACUUAAUGAAUGGUUGGACCGUCGACUCCAUAUUGUGGAUGGUGAUGAUGGUGCAGAUGAAAAUGAAUACAUGCAAUGGUACUUGAAAAUUACCCGUAAAGUUGUAGGGAGGCCUAUAUCUUUAUCUUCUGAAUUCCAAAGAACGAUAUCUGGUUUAAGGGAAAUUGCUUACUUAGCAGAUUCAUUCUCCACAAAAGGGUUGGAUGGUCAACAAUUUGAGUCAAUUACAAGAAUUAGGUUUAUUGCACAGGACUGUUUGAGGGACCAGGCUGGAAGUCCAGUCACACCAUCAGCUACUCCACAAAUAGAACUUGGGAAAAGGACCAGAGGGAAGGAGCGGGUAAGAAGAAAGGGUACCAUGAAACGCAGGAGAAAGGAUGAUCCUAUGGAUUAUGAAGUUAGUGAAGACGAGCAAUCUCUGUUUUAUGGUGCAGUUAUUGAGGUUGAUCAAUUACAAUUACGACAGGCAGAGGAUGAAGUUGGUCAAUUAGAGUUGCAACAGGAAGAUGAUGAGGUUGAUCCACAACUGUGUCUUACACCUGGUGAGGGCGAUGAUACAGAGCUGCAUGUUGUGGUGAACAAGGUUGAUCAUUCACAUCUCAACAAUGUAACUGAUGGCAAUAACAUUAAUAACUGUCAGCCUUAUAAUUCUACUAAUAAUGUCAAGGACUCUCAAGUCUUUGAUGCCACAACUAAAGGGGUUGCUGAUUUUGAGAGUUGUGAUCAAACUAACGAGGUGAAUGACUCACAGCUUUGUCAGACAACUGAUGAGGUUCAUGACUCUAACCUGUGUGAGCCAAUGAACAAGGUCAAUGAUGAACUACUGCAUGAUGCCGCAAUUAUGAAAGUGAAUGAAACAGAGCUCUGUGAUGCUACUAAAGAGGCAAACAACUCACAGCUCCCUGAUGCAACUAACGAGGUAAAGGACCAACCUGAUGCAACUAAAGACUCCACGGACCAAUAUGAUGCAACUAAAGAGGCAAAGGACUUGCAGCUUCCUGAUGCAACUGAAGGGACCAAUGAUUCACAGCUUUCUUUUGCAAAUAAAGAGGGGAAUGGCUCACAACUCCCUGAUACAACCAAAAAGGGAAAUGGUUUGCUGCUUCCUGAUGCAACUAAUGAUGAGGAGAAGGUCCCCCAGCUUUCUGAUUCAACUAAAGCAGAAAAGGACUCAAAACUUCCUGAUUCAAUUGAGGAGGAUGACUUGCUGCUUCCAGAUGCAAGUGAAGAGGGGAAGGACUUGCAGCUUUCUGACUUAACUGAAGUGGUGAAGGACCCACAGCCUGCAGAUGCAACUGAAGGAAGGAAGGUCUUGCAGCAUUCUGAUGCAAGUGAAGAGGGGAAGGACUUGCAACUCCCUGAUGCAAGUUUAGAGGCCAAUGGAUUGCAGCUUCCUGAUGCAAGUAAUAAUGCAAAUGACUCAAAGCUCUCUAAUUCAACUGAUGGCAGCAGUACUUCAAAAGCCAAAGUAGCAGUAAAUGAUGUUCCAGGGUCAUCCCUUGAAACUGCUGAAGAAAUUUCAAAGCAGGCUGAUGAAAGCAUUAGUAUAAAAUGAAGGCUUUAUCACGUCAAUUCUUUCAGGUAUUGAAACACUUUGACAUCUUCAGAGUUCUAAUAAGGGUGGCAAUCAGAGUAGGAAAAGAAUACCAUCAUACAGUAUUUCAGAUUUCAAAGUUCGAUUUUGUGCAGCUUACAGUUUCCUCUAAUGUAGGGACAUCGGAUUUCAUGUUUCAUCUGAGACUGAAGGUUAUAAUUCAAAGAUGCUUACCUAGUUUUGAGAUUAGUAACUUAAUGUCUGUAUGCUUAAAAAUGUUCACCUUGCUUGCUUGGAUAUAUUAAUUAUGGGUUUGAAGUAGCUUUCUUAUGGACAUGGAUGAGAUGUUCAUAGAAUUUACUCUUAAUUAUGCA
Messenger RNA from Manihot esculenta (cassava), 3482 nucleotides. RefSeq names its product protein MAIN-LIKE 2. Gene Ontology annotation, biological process: meristem development; meristem maintenance. The record is from RefSeq and is a predicted model, not a curated record. The transcript is spliced from 7 exons. The coding region runs from base 433 to 3129 and encodes 898 amino acids. Lineage: Eukaryota; Viridiplantae; Streptophyta; Magnoliopsida; Malpighiales; Euphorbiaceae.